AUGGCGGCGGCGCUGGGGGCGCUCCUGGCGCUGCUCGGUGUGCCCCUCCAGGUGUGCUCCCUGCAGGUGUCGGUACCUGAGCCCCGCACCGUGGCUCUGCUCUUCCAGCCCGUUCUGCUUCGCUGCCAAUUCCAGGUGAGCUCACCUGGGCCCCCCCCCAUCGUCACCUGGAAAUACAAAUCCUUCUGUCCCGACACCUCGGGGGCCUCACCUGGCGACACCUGGGGCUCACCUGGCGACGCCGCCGGGGCCUGCCCGGACUCGGCUCGCACCGUGCGCAUCGUGGCCACCAAACAGGGAGAGCAGGUGACCCUGGGGGACUUCUACCUGGGCAGGCCCGUGACCAUCCGAGGAGGUGUGCCCCUCCAGGUGUGCUCCCUGCAGGUGUCGGUACCUGAGCCCCGCACCGUGGCUCUGCUCUUCCAGCCCGUUCUGCUUCGCUGCCAAUUCCAGGUGAGCUCACCUGGGCCCCCCCCCAUCGUCACCUGGAAAUACAAAUCCUUCUGUCCCGACACCUCGGGGGCCUCACCUGGCGACACCUGGGGCUCACCUGGCGACGCCGCCGGGGCCUGCCCGGACUCGGCUCGCACCGUGCGCAUCGUGGCCACCAAACAGGGAGAGCAGGUGACCCUGGGGGACUUCUACCUGGGCAGGCCCGUGACCAUCCGAGGAGUUUUGGGGUGA
Molecule: messenger RNA, 684 nt
Organism: Sturnus vulgaris (Common starling)
Lineage: Eukaryota; Metazoa; Chordata; Aves; Passeriformes; Sturnidae
Source: RefSeq, a predicted model, not a curated record